UGGAAGGGGGAUUUUAGGAUUGAUGCAUUAGGCUGAGUUGAAGCAAUUAUUUUAAUAAUUUUGAUAAUAAGGAUAACGAUCAAUCACGUCAAGAUGAGGUGACCAAUUCUAUUUUAGACUUAUCCUUAAUUGACGAAGGAAUCUUGAUUUUUUUUUUUGUUUUUUCAAACUCUGUUGCUGCUGUUAUGUAGACGUACAUGACACCUGACAAGGUCAAAAUAAUUAAACAACUCAGUUCUCUAUUAGCAUGUCUAACAUGUGCAAGUUUUAACAUGCAACAAAACAGACACUCCACACGAUUAUAAAGGCCUCUAGUAGUUAUAUCUCUUGCAUGCAAAACAAAAAAAAAAAAAAAAACCCUCUAGCAACAUUUUUCUUCUCUUGAAACUUGUUUGUAUGGUCAUUGAUUGUGAUUUUGGAAGAGAUGGAUUUUAAGGAGACAUUCUUCAUAUCUCAUGGACCGCCAACAGCAUUGACCGAUAAGUCGUCGCCAGUGAGGCAUUACAUGGAAUCUUGGAAGGAGAAGAUACUCCGGCAGAAGCCUACCUCCAUUCUGGUGGUUUCUGCUCACUGGCGGACUGCUGAACCCUCCGUUAAUGUCGUUGAUCGCCACGACACCAUAUAUGACUUUGUGGGCUUCCCUGAAUGUUUAUACAAGCUGAAGUAUCCAGCACCAGGAGCACCAGAAUUGGCAAAAAGGGUGAAGGAAGUGCUCAUGGCUUCCGGGAUCAAAUGCGUCGCAGAAGACAACAGCCGCGGACUUGACCACGCUACCUGGGUGCCACUCAUGCUCAUGUAUCCGGAGGUUGAUAUUCCGGUGUGUGAGCUCUCUGUGCUGACAGACAAAGAUGGAACUUACCAUUACAAUAUAGGGAAGGCAUUGGCUCCCCUCAAGGAAGAAGGCAUCCUGAUCAUUGGUUCGGGAAGUACUACUCACAACUUGGGGUCUCGCCUCGAAUCUGAAGAUGGUUCGUUUUCUUCUUGCGCAGCAGAGUUUGAUGACUGGCUAAAAGAAGCCCUCCUCACUGGAAGGUUUGAAGAUGUGAAUCACGACGAGGAAAAGGCGCCACACUCAAAAAGAGCUCACCCAAAACCAUACCACUUCUUGACAUUGCAUGUAGCCAUGGGUGCUGCGGGUGAAAAUGCAAAGGCAGAACUUAUCCACCAUAGCUGGAGCCAAAAUACCGGCCGUUCCUUGGCCGCCUACAAGUUCAUGACAAGUGCAUGACCUCUCCUUCUCAAAUAGCAGGUUGAGCGUUCAAGCCCUGCUAGGGGUAAUAUUGUAAAGUGCAUGCGCAUGUCCUCUAGUUUUAGAGAGAAAAAAAAUACAAAAUAAAAAUCUUGUUAAUAAGAGUGUGCAUCUUUUUAUAAAAUUUGUAUAUUUUGUUGUCAUUGCUGAUUUUCUGUCUAAUCUUUUUUCGAAUAAAUCAGAAUGUUGUAU
Messenger RNA from Cornus florida, 1441 nucleotides. RefSeq names its product 4,5-DOPA dioxygenase extradiol-like. The coding region runs from base 425 to 1228 and encodes 267 amino acids. Lineage: Eukaryota; Viridiplantae; Streptophyta; Magnoliopsida; Cornales; Cornaceae. The transcript has 3 exons. The record is from RefSeq and is a predicted model, not a curated record. Gene Ontology annotation, molecular function: zinc ion binding; oxidoreductase activity, acting on single donors with incorporation of molecular oxygen; ferrous iron binding.